GCGCUUCUUCUGCUGGACACUGGCUCUGGUGCGUGUGUUGUUUUUGGGGAGAGAGUAGGUAUGGGAAGGUAGCAUCGUUGGUUCGCUCGCUCGGUGUUUAGGCGAAGAUUAUGUACUUGCUCUUUGUUGUUUGUUGCUGCUGCGAGCGAGUACCUAUUUUGAUGUUGGGCUGUUUGUUGUUGGUGUAUGCGCGUGAUUCAGAGCGACUGGAGAGCUACGGAGAGCGGGAGCGCGUUUGCGAGAGCGAGAAUGUGUUCCUUUGCCGCCUGGCUGGACGACGAAUGAGAGAAGGAUCGACGGACGGCUGGUUGAUUUCUAUCCUGUUUGUUGGUAUGUGGACGCGAGAACUAGAGGUACUGCCGCACACACGGUGUGUGUUCCCGAUGCGAGCCGAGGUUUUUUUUGAAUAGCCGCCGCGAGAGAGGGAGCGCGAAACCGGCCCCGAAAGGACUUUCCUUGAAUGCCUGCCUGCGUUGAUGUUGUGUAGUUUUUUUGUCCUCCGUUUUCGGCUGGCCGUGGUGCAGCGGCCGAGGACGUACGUGAUGUCGACGGUCGGGUAGAGCGAAAGGAGCGCGCACGAGAGAAGCACACGCGGUCUCUAGUUCGUCGGUCGGUACGCGAAACUGCAAAACGCAUCUUCUGUUCAGAUCUUGGCUGGUUGACGGCGAAGACGGCCGUCUGUCUUUCGUACGCUUAUUCAAAUUUAGUUGUGCUCGAGAAACGUGCCGCGAAGGAUGUGCGAAAUCUGAACGCUACUAGCUAGGUAGUGGGAGCGCGAAACGAUCCGUGUAUUUUGAAAAACCGCCUUUGAGAACUGUGAGUUUAGUGUUUAGCGGUUGCAUUCGCGCCAACCUCAAGAAGUGUUGGACCAAAUAAGCGGAAACAAUUAGGGCGCGAUUUUUGUGUGAGUGUAGCGUGUUCACUCUUUUGUCUUGAUUAUUGCAGCGGCAAGUGUUCGCGGUUUUCUAUUGUUUUGAGAAGCAGCCGCGUGUUGGUGUGUUUGGAUAAGAGUUCGGUACUGCUCCGUUGAUCGGAUAACUGGAUAUUUUGGAAACGGCAUUCAUAGUUUUGAUCGGUAGAAAUAAGGCAAGAUUUCGCCACUUACAGGCAAAUGUGUUGAGUGUUGUCAGUGAUUUUCUCGGUAAACAUUGGCAAAUGGUUCUCCGGUGACCAUUGUCACAGACCCAACCAAAAAAAAAGAAGUUCCUCCCAAGAAGAGAUGUUAAGAAUUGUCACAAAAAGGUAGCAAAAAAAAUAAUUUAAAAGUCUCCAAAGGAUUAUCCCUCUAGCAACACUACACUGCAGCAAGGCGCUGCGAACAAACAAGAUUCCUUCGGUAACCCCAAAUCAACGACCGACCUACCUACCGAGUUUCUUGGCUCAGUCGUCCUUUUUUUUCUCGGUGCUUUCUUACCGUGCCACGUUCCGGGGUUGACUCUCGUGAGGACGUGAGGAUUCAGCGAAAAAUUUCGCCGCAAUAUCAUCGCGCAAAGGCCGGAGGUGAGCAUUAACGUAAAAGCCAGUGGAAGGCCCAAGUAACAACACCGAGCCGAGUAAAAAAAUUAGUGAAGUGUUUCCCCGCGAGUCCCUUGCCACUCAACGAAUCGCUAUCCCCUUCCCCAUACACGAGCAAAAAAAAAUACAAGACCGAAAAAUACCCCAGAAGAAAAAGCAAGACAGUCGAAGCGCCAAAAUAACACAAGAUUUUUUCUUCCCUCCUGCAAUUUCGUUAGCAGUGUCGUUGCCGCGGAAGACGAACGCGCGAACUCGCUGUGUUUUACCGGUGUGUAUGCUUAAGUAAAUUGGUGCUCAGUGUCCUUUCCCCCCUUGUCGCAAAACACCUCUCAAUCCCGAGGCUGCUUCUGGGCAUCACCAGAAAACAACAGGAAAAAAUCGGUGCACUAUUGUAGCACACAAGGUUAGGAAGAACUUGAACCGUGUGGGUUCCCUGCGAAGGUAUCUAACCACCAGCAGUGUCGUUAUAUUUGUUGUUUGGGCCAAGGUUUUUCGGCUCUCAGAACGCAGUGCCCAGCGCCAAACCAGGCCACCAUCGUGGACCAUCAGCAGCCGGCAAGGCAUCAGCCUUCUCCAACAUUACUGCGCCAUCAGCAGCAGCAGCAACGGUAUUCAUCGUCACUGUUCCACCUCCCGAAUCCGCACCCAACGCUCCAUCCGGUGGGGCUCCCGACAUCGACAACGGUGGCCACGACGACGUUGCAUCCCCCGCCCCCGCCGCCACUGGCCGCCGGAGCCGGAGCAGGAUCCUUGGCUGCUUCCGGUAGCCACCACCAGCAUCCGGGCUUAGUGCAGCAACAGCAGCAGCAGCACCCGCGUGCUGCCUGGGACUGUAAUCUAUACUCACGCACGACGACGCACUUCAAGAUGAUGAUGGCAACGAAGGGAAAACGGCCCCUGAGGCACCUCACCGCGACCGACAAGGUCGAUGCAAUCCAGCGGAUUCACGACGGCGAGUCCAAGGCAUCGGUCGCUCGAGACAUCGGAGUUCCGGAAUCCACGCUGCGCGGAUGGUGCAAGAAUGAGGAAAAGCUGCGCUACAUGUCCCGUCAGUCGGCGGAAAAUGCAGACAAGCUGACGAGUGAAGCCACGGCCGCGGCAUUGACGGCAGUAGCCGCAGCCGAACUGUUCAACGGACCCCCGGAGAAACGGCUUAAGCUGGAACAAGGUUUGUUUGGGAACGGAAAACUCAAAUACGAUGACAGCUUCUACAAAGCCUCCCGGGGUUCCAUGAACGGCUUAGAUCUGAGCGGGGGCGAUAAAGGAUUGGGAGUAUCCGGUGGAGAUAUAAUCAUGAAUGGGCUACACGGGGCCGAUUUCAGUCAGUUCGCCAAAACUGCUGCCGAGAUUUCAGCUCUAAGCAAAUCCAAAGAAAUGAACCUUAAAGGCUAUGGCGCUGAUCUGAGCAAACAUGGGGAUCCGUCCAAAGCCGAUCUUUCGGUAGCAGCGAUCAGUCCUCUGACCAGUCUAAGUCACUUGUCCGGAAUGUCCGGACUGGGUCAGAGCCCUCUUGCAUUGAGCUUCAACGACAUUGCCAACAAUUUGAAUUUGAUUGCUCAAUUGAACAACAAUCAUCAGCUGGCAACCAUGUCAAAUCUGGGAGGACUUACCGCGGCACAGUCUCUGCGGAAUGCUCGCCCCAAAGCCAAUGCUAGUCAGAGCCCGCGCACUUCGAGUUUAGCGGACGCCAACGGAGACAAAACGCCAUCGCUUACGGUUCGCAACCUGGCCAAAUUACAGCAGAAAACGUCCAACGAUCUCGGUAACGGUCGUGAUCCAAAUGCCCCGGUCGACGAAGCGCUCUGGUACUGGCUCAAAUCCCAACAAGCGAUGCUUGGGCUGAACAAUCUAUACUCAUCGAUGCCCCGACCGUCAAGCCCGCAGCAAAGUUCAUCGCCGCCUCAACAACAUCAGCAGGUGCAGCAUCAUCCAUCGACACAAACACCCACGCCGCCGAUUGUAUCCACACCACAACCCACGCCACCGUCAUCAGCACCGUCCCUCACCCCGGAAGAUACCAAGAACUCAUCCUGGUUCUGGCAAUGGUACAAAACAUUCGGCGCAUCCCUCGUACCCGGAGACAAGUCUAACAACAACACUAUCAACGCUAACGCUAAUUCCAAGCCCUCCGGAUACGAAAACAUCCUCUACUCUCAACUGACCAAGGGCCAAAACUCCGAUUCGCUCAACAACAAUGCUCAACCAAUCAAUCUGAACAUCAACAGAUCCAACAGUCCGGAGGACAAUCUCAAAUCCGAACCGGAGGAUCUCUCCAACCACCACAAUCACUCCUCUGCCAAUGCCAUUGCAACGGAAGAACAUCAACGCUACAAUCCUAGUCCUUCGACCACGGUCAAAUCGGAACUGAAACCCGACGACGAGGACGAGGAACACACCAUCAACGGCGAAGAGUCCAUCGCCAAGUGCAACGGCAAAGUCAAAGAAGUGCUGGACAACAUACUGUACCACAAUCAGAACAGCAACGAUCGAGCCAGCCCUGCUGAUGCCCUCCAGACGUCAAACUCUCCACGGCACUCCCUCAGCCCCGUCGAUAUGAACCCAGCGGACUCCAACCAGGACAAGGAAGACAUUGAAGAAGCCAUCACCAGCAACGGCAUCGGAACCGAGCACCCGGAUGUCAAGAGCGAAAUCUCGGAAGACUCUCACGGUGCUGCCCUGGACAUCAAAAGUUCCGCCGAAGCUGUCGAACACGGAGAAAAGUUCCUCAAAUGGUUGGAAGCUUGCAGCGACCCCAACGUCACGGCCAUGCAAGUCAUGCAGUUCAAGUAUUUGCUCAACAGCAUCAAACUUAGCGCAGAACGGCAACUGCAAAGCGCCUCCACCAGCGCGGAAGACCGCAGCACUCGGAGGCGACGAAAGUAGAUCCCUGAACCUCCCGAACUCCUGUAAAUAGCCCGAAGGUCCAGUCUAAAUCAAAAAAACAAAAUCUAUAUCACUAGUAGCAGCAGCCAGAGCCAGAGAAGUAGUAGAUGCAAAAUCUAUUGAUAUAAGUAGUUAAAUUUUUCCCCAUUUUUUUAUGAAGUCUAUUAUUUUUGUUUAUUAUUUUAUAUACAAACAAAAUGUAAACAGAGAACUCAACUAUCAUAAAAUGACAACGGUUUUAGAGUUGUCAUCGGAAAAGAGGAAGAUACUUAUUUCCAUUAUUUAUCACGCUGACUGUGUAAAUACUAUUUGUUUAAAGAAAAAAAAAGUCGAUAUCAAACGAGAACUAAAACACUUGAUAAAGAAAAUCAUUUUGACUAUAAACAAAAAAAAAAAGAAAACCAACAUGCCAAAUGUACAAGUUAUCGAGAUAUUAAUCUUUACCAUAAAACGCUAAUAUUAGAGUAACUGUAAGCUAACUAGAAACUCCUCUUGCAGAAGUUGUUCGAAACGAUAGGAAAACAUGAUUAAAUUGGUAAAUAAGUAAUACAUUGGUCUCAGUAACGAUCUCGUUUGUUUGUUUCUUAACACAGAACGAUCCCGAAUCGAAAAUAUGAUACAAACCAUCCAAAUCAUCCCGAACACUCACCUACACACAGCCAACCAAAAACAACAGACACUCUCACUGAACUGCUCAAAUGUCAACAACAAAAAGAAAACACCUUGAAAAUACUCAACCACAAAAAAAAGAUAACCAGAUUUUAUCGUAACCGACGAUGGAAAAUCAAACAGUCCAAAGAAAAGCAUCCCGGGAGAAUGCUUUUGCCAAAUUUCAACUCAAUCAUCUCCUUAGUUUGCUGUCUCAUCCUUUCUAGAAUCGUAAGAAUGCUCCAAAAAUAAGAGAAUUACAAAAAACGGAAACUAAACAAAACAAAAAACGAAUUACAGGAAAAGUGCGCGCAAAGUAAGCAAAGCAACAUCAACACAAACUCUAAUCAUUCCUAAAUUAGUUUUGAAUGUCGUCGUCAUUGAGUUAAGCUCAAGUAAAUAGGAUGCAGCACUUGUGAAAUCCAAAAAAAAAAACAAAAUAGAAAUCAGUGACAACUUUUGGAAAGUUAUAUCAGGAAACACGAAAAGAAAAUAAAAAUAGAAACGCGAACACAGAAUAUAUUACACAAUCUAGAUGUGAAUGUGAGUCUAACGGAAAGGGAAGAAGAAUUCUAUGUGAUUUAAACUAUAAUUCCUAAAAACGCAAGAAAAAAAAAACACAAAAAUGGAAAGAUCGA
Messenger RNA from Uranotaenia lowii, 5684 nucleotides. RefSeq names its product protein distal antenna-like. Gene Ontology annotation, molecular function: DNA binding. Lineage: Eukaryota; Metazoa; Arthropoda; Insecta; Diptera; Culicidae. The transcript has 3 exons. The coding region runs from base 2383 to 4398 and encodes 671 amino acids. The record is from RefSeq and is a predicted model, not a curated record.